Aspergillus nidulans FGSC A4 is the source of this 525-nucleotide messenger RNA. RefSeq lists its product as uncharacterized. Bases 1 to 525 code for a protein of 174 amino acids. Lineage: Eukaryota; Fungi; Ascomycota; Eurotiomycetes; Eurotiales; Aspergillaceae. The record is from RefSeq and is a predicted model, not a curated record. The transcript has 2 exons.
AUGGCACGACCCAACGCCCAACCUGGCGGUCCUUUGCUAGCUGCGCUGCAGGAAACAACUACCGCAGCUACUAUUAAGGCCGCUGAGGGUCAGAAGAUCUGCAGCCCUAUUGCGGCCUUCCUCGACGAACACCGGAGCCAGACGGGCCUGGCGUUCCACCAGCGAGGAGCGCUCGAGGCGCUCAGCAAUGACCUGGCUGAGGUAGCCCAAAGACACUUCAACGCCUAUAUCAGCGGCGUCCCCCUGACUACCACCUCUCUGGCCACUGGCCCUGCCCCAGACCCUGUUACGCUACCCCCCUCCCCUCCUCCCUCUCGCCCCGCCUCGGGCCUCGCCCAGGCCACGUACGCAACUGUCGUUCAAACAGUCCCAACCAGAACGGCCGGUGGAAUACAGAAUCGAACCAAGAGCAAGGAGGUUGUUGAGAUGUCUAAAUGGCAUAAGUCAAGCGGCACCUACCGCAGCCCGCCGCUGAAGGGCCCCCUGAGGCCGGACAGGCCCCCGGCAGUGGCCUUGCAAGAAUAG